AAGGUCAAGAUGCAAACAUUCCCAGAAGUUUACCCAUCGGCGUGGAAAUGCCUUAAAAUUACACUUGCCAAAGAUGGAAUUGUCCGUGGUAUUAUGCAGGAACUGUCCCUUCAUUAGUAGCUAAUGUUGCUGAGAAUGCAGUGUUGUUUGUGCUCUCCCGCCCUCACAACACAUUAUCGCGAAAGUCUGCGGCACGGAUCAUAAACAUCUUUCUGUUACUCAGCAUGCUUUUGCAGGGAGCUUAGCUGCUUUCUGGUCAAGUUUAACUCUGUGUCCAACUGAACUAGUGAAGUGCAAGUACAGUCGUUAAGAGAAAUGACUGAGCUUGGACAUUUGAAAAGCGAUUCAAAACACAUUGGUCCGUGGGCAGUGACAAAGUCAAUAUAUAGAGAAAAAGGACUCAGAGGAUUUACCUGCGGUUUAAGUGCAACAUUUGCUCGAGAAAUGCCAGGUUAUUUCUUUUUCUUCGGUGGAUACGAAGCAUCUCGAACAUUAUUGACUCCAGUCAACGGACGUAAAGAAGACCUAGGCCCAGUCAAAACAGUGAUUUCAGGUGGAAUAGGUGGCGUCUCGUUAUGGAUGGCGAUAUUUCCAUUCGACGUUGUAAAGUCACGCAUGCAAAUCGGACACCAUACUACUACUUCAAAUAUUAAUGGAAAUCAAUCUAAGAAUCAAAACAUGCUAUCAGUUCUAUUAGACAUCAAGAAAAACGAAGGAUUUUUUGCACUUUAUCGUGGCCUUGGUCCAACAAUUCUGAGGACAUUUCCAGCAACUGGAGCUUUAUUCUUAGCCGUAGAAUGGACUCGCAAAUGCGGAAAUUGGUUAUUGAACUGAAAGAAGAAACAGGAACAAAAAAACAGCCACUUGUCUUUCAUAUCUUUUCGUCAUGUAUUUUUGAUUAUUUUUCUUGACUUUGCUUUGGUGUAAUUCUUCUUCUAAAAACUUAAUUCUAGUGUGUGAAUCAGCUGGUUGUGCAUUUUUGGGAAAAGAAUGACAAAUCUUAGAUAGCCCUUUUUUAUUGUUUGUGUUUACAAAGUAUUAUCGAUUUAGUGUAUUUUUUGAAUUUUUAUUUUCUUUCUACACGAUUAUAUGUCAGGUUAACUGGUAAUUUCCUUUAUAAAAUACGUAUGCUUUGUGAAUUAAAUGAUAUGAUGUGUGUAUUAACUAAUGAUGAAGCUCUGCUUUUCAUUGGUAGUGCAUUUUUAAAACAUACCUUUUGCACCUCCUGAUGAAUACUAUUUUUUCUAAAUGGAAGAAUUUAGAUUUCGAAGAAUAAAAAAUGUUUUUGUUUCCUAAA
This is a messenger RNA of Trichobilharzia regenti, 1297 nucleotides long. The record is from the annotation of a GenBank genome assembly. Lineage: Eukaryota; Metazoa; Platyhelminthes; Trematoda; Strigeidida; Schistosomatidae.